Klebsormidium nitens is the source of this 1730-nucleotide messenger RNA. Lineage: Eukaryota; Viridiplantae; Streptophyta; Klebsormidiophyceae; Klebsormidiales; Klebsormidiaceae. The record is from the annotation of a GenBank genome assembly.
GCAAGCUUUACUUUAUAGAUUUGCCUGGGCCUUGACAGCCGCACAGUUUUUGUGUGAUCAACCCACACCGCACAACUCAUGCCAUGUGGAACUGUAGAUGAAUCAAGCCUUACGAUCGAGCUAGCACUAGCAGCGUCUUAGUUCGGCUAACAAGUGCCGCUGGUAGACAGCUGCGAUGCAAAGCUGCGGCGCGAAGUGGGUUCCUUGUUAUGCGCCUAGGAUUAAUUUCGAGAUUACUCACUGAGCAUCUGAGGCACUGCAAUAGGAUCUGCUGGUAGUAAAAGAUCUGAAGAAGAAGGGGAGUGCGGAUUCUCGACGUAGCUCUCACUUUAGACACUCAGGACAACCGAGGGUUCGAGCCAGAUCAUCCGCUCAGAAUGCGGACCCUCUUCAUACAAGGAGCCUUUCACCGACAUUGCCAGACGAGCGCUGUUCCAAAAGUUCUCAACAAGCUGGACUGCUGGGCUUUGCACCAUCAUACAUCAGCACUUGCACUGAUAGCAUCAGCAGUACUACGACCAACGUCCAUGCACGCGUUGACAGCUGGUAAUUGAGAGCAGCCUUGAGGCUUCCUAUCGUCGAGUUGCGCAGCGAGAGAAAAGUUUUCAAGGGAGAGCAUCUGGUUCCAGCCACUGUAAGUUUGGCGUCUCCUGUACAAAUUGGAGUGCCCAAAUAGAAUCGGAACUUGCCAGCUGUUAUUGGGCAUCUUGCCUCUGUGCUAUGCUCUAUUGCUCACUCGCGUAGCUCAAAGCUGAGCUUUUGGCGGGAUGGAAACCAGCCUAGAGAUUCCUAUAGAGCACUCCCCCCGGUUGGAGUUUCCUAGUCGCGUGACGCCUGAUGCGUUCCUUUCCACUAGCGUCACGACCACCGCAAGCUCAGUUACACCUCUGCCGGGACUGGUUUUAGAAUGGCCGGAAUCCUGGUUUGGUAAGGUUGACGUGUCACACUCGCAAGACUCGGUGAACAGCCCACAUGCGCAGGGGGGGGCCUAUGACAGCUGGCAAGAGGUUUCAGAUGGGGACUGCUCUGAGAGUGAAUACUGGGGGGGGGAGCUUAAGCGCGGGUGUCAAGGAGAGGGGAAAAGUCCAGAAGGCAAAAAGGGGGGAUCUGCGGGUAACUGCCGGAGACCGGAGUCUGGGUCAGAUCAUAGAAGGAGUAGCUUUGAAGUUGCUUAUAAGGUGGGAGAACGUGAAUUUGAUUGCCGGGAAGGUGUGUAUGAGGCAGGUUUGGGGUUGAGUGGGGCGCGUUUUACAAGCGAGCGAUCGCGAGAGGGUCAGUUUGGAACGGGGGUGUGGCCAGUAUCCGGGGGGGGAAGAGUUCAGUCAGACCGGCCAAGCGGUGUGGCGGAGAUGGAUUCCAAGCAACUCGGGCACUCCCCCUGCGGGGCAAACUCGGAGUCGCCUCUGGUGGGGGGUGUUUUGCGGAGGGGGGCGAGCAUCCCCUUCAUGUCGCUAGUCAGCACGCGAGCGAAGAUGCAUGCGGAGCUGCAAAGGCGGCCAAUAAGCGCGGUGGUCUCCGACUGGCGUAUCAAAUGCCACUGGGAUAUGGUGCUCGAUAAGGUGAGCGAGCUUAAUAAGCGAUGGGCGCAGCGCCGGGGGGGGCAUGAUCAGGGGAACCGGGAGGCGGGGGUGAUCGCACAGUGGUGGCAGGGCGUCAGGAGAAUAGAGGCGCACGGGGGGAAGAGUAUAUGGCAGGAGCUAUCGGGCGGAAGCUGGGAGAACAUGAAGUAG